This is a messenger RNA of Zophobas morio, 6198 nucleotides long. It is a transcript of the gene IntS1, whose product is annotated as integrator complex subunit 1. Gene Ontology annotation, biological process: U2 snRNA 3'-end processing. The transcript has 10 exons. The coding region runs from base 195 to 6143 and encodes 1982 amino acids. NCBI's taxonomy places the organism in Eukaryota, Metazoa, Arthropoda, Insecta, Coleoptera, Tenebrionidae. The record is from RefSeq and is a predicted model, not a curated record. Gene Ontology annotation, cellular component: integrator complex.
UUAAGAAUUUGACAGUUGGCGUUGAAACAGUAAACGAAGUAACUUCUUUACUUGGGUGAUUAAUUUUCUCAAAAAACGUACACUUUCCGUAAAUAUUACAAUAGUAAAGUUAUUACAGCAAUUAUAAUUAUUAUAACAUGAGAACUUCUAUCAACAUUUCAUUAUAAACAAAUUUUGAGGUUAACUCCUACGUCAUGGAUAGAAACAAGCCUGGCCAGAGUCAAGGCACCAGGGGCCCGAAAGCCAAAAUCACGCAACAACCCCCAGAUUUAUUCAUAGCUUUAGGAGCAAAACAGUCGUCACCAAGAGAUGAUCCCAAACGAACAGUGCCUCUACCUAAAACUACAGGUAGUUCACAUUUGCCAUCAACUUCAAGCAAAGUGCCUGACAAGUUAAAAAGGGAGGGAAGUUCGUCAAGCUUGUCAGCCGUUCCGCCGUCAAAGAAAAUGAAAGUCACAUUACCUGGAGCCCGUCCUGGUAUGCCAGGUCCAUCCAGCAGCAGCAUGAUGCCAAUCGAAAGAAUGGGAGUUGAACCCUGGGAAGCACUAGCUACUGAUUGUGAAUCAGCGGAGCUGUUUGAAAAUAUAAUGACCGCAGUUAACGCUGGGAAUACAGACAAAGCCAUUGGGUACAUUUUGGGGAUUAUUCGAUCAUUGAAGGGACAAAGAACAAAGAUUUGUAAAGUUGUUUACUUGAGUCUUUUAUUGACCUGCAGUUGUAAACCUUCAUUAUUUACAAAUGAAAAUAUUAUUGCGGCGAUAAUGAGCGUUCUCCGACGCGACGUUACUUCUGGUUUUAAAGGAGUUAAUAAGAGUAAUGCAUAUUUUCAUAUUUUGUUCAUGAAUUUAUUAACACACGCUUUUUCGGAUGUGGGGCAUUGGCCAGAAGCAUUUGUAAAGAUUUAUGUGGAAGAUGCUGUUGCAGACAGAGUUUUUAUUGAUAAUCCAUACUGUAAACCUUUUGUUGAUAAUAUUGUAACAGCGUUUAACACAAAGUUGCCUCCAUCGUCUCUUUUAAAGUCAGAAACGUGGAAUUCUGGUGCACGAGAUACUUCAAGUCCACUUACUAUUACCAGUGCUGAUGAUGAUAGUAAAAUUGAAACUUUUAUAGAACAUAAGGCCGCUGUAGAAAACUGGAACGUCAAAGUUUACCCCCGAUUUACACAGUCACAAGAAAAUGUGGAAAAAAUUGUGCUCGAAGCCAUCAAGGAACAACUAGCUCGUCGCCAACAACCAGAAACCAUUACCAAAAAUUUUGUUAGAUUCUUGAGCAUCGCUUGUGGUCUUGUAGAAAUUCGAAUAAUCGCGGUAUCCAGAAUAGAAAGUUGGCUACACAAUCAUAAAUUAAUGAAACCAGCUCAAGAACUCUUAGCUUACCUAUGCUAUAAUUGUUCAGCAAAUUCUCAAAGAGAUUUAGAAAUAAUAGCACAGUUGAGUAAACUAAGACUGAAAAAUAAACCAAUGGUCAACUUCUUUAAUAAUUGUUUACGGGAAAUGGUGUACUCUUUUCCCGAAAAUCUGUAUCCUCUUCUUAAAUACACUAUUUAUAAUGAACUAUCUAAUGCACGAAACACCAACAACUUGAUUGUGGUGGGGGCUUUGUUUCAAGUAGUACCAGAAUCUAGUGCUGAUGCGUUUGCAGACAUAUGUUUGGAAUUGCUACUAAACAAAGACGACUACUUGCGUUCGCUUCGUGCUUUACUGAAAGAAAUAAACAGAGUCCUUCGGCAUGACUUUAACCUUCUGAGUAUUGUUCAUUCACUUCUUCGCGAACGCAAAGAAUUUGCCAACAGCGUCCGAGAGUCAGAAUUUCGAGAGCGUAUCUUCAUCUCAUUAGCUGAUCUUGUUUGUAUGUGCAUGCUUCUGUGUGUGAGUCCCCAAGUCCGAGACGCUUCCACUCAAAAUAAGCGAGACGUAUCAGUUUUGAAAAUUUUCCAGAAGCAGGUCAGUAAUAUCCAAAGAGAAGCAGUAACCUGGUUGAAUGAUACAGCUCUGCGAGUAUUUAGACCAAGCGUGAAUGAUUUCCAUCACGUCCUUUUGAAAGUGCUGUUUUUGGAACAAGCUGAACAGUAUUAUAAAGUAGAUUCGUGGCCAGGCGAAAACGAACGAAAUUUGUUUUUAAGACUAACUAGUGAAGUCCCGUUACUUCAGGCGACGUUAUUGAGAAUUCUUUUGAUUGGGAAUUCUAAAGAACAUCCUAUUAGUCCUACUGAAGCUAUAGAAAUCAGCGAUCAGUUGAUAAGACGGGCAGCGAAUUUGCCGCAAGAUUGUGCUCCGCCUUUGGUAGUUGACAACAUCGAAAUUAUUGGGAUCUACUUCAAUCUGUGCAGUUACAAUUAUCCAGAAAAUAUAACUCUACCAGCUGGAUAUGUCCCUCCAAGUUUGGCAAUUUCGGGGUUAUACUGGAAAGUGUGGUUGAUAUUGUUGAUUUUGGCUGCCCAUAAUCCUGUCACUUUUGGAAAUGAAGUUUGGAAUAAAUAUCCCAUGCUGAGAAUGUUUAUGGAAAUGUGUAUAACAAAUCAUUUCUCCUUUCCUCCACCAACAAUGGCCACCCUCGAUGAAGACUAUCAAUCACGUGAACAACAAAUUCUCGCGCUUGAGAAGCAAAAAAUCCUCGAGUUUGAAACACACCUGGCUGCCGCUAGUACGAAAAUGGAAAUAACCGAACAAAGCAGCCUCCUCUUGCCCCAAUUAAUGGAACUAAGACCUGAAGGUGAAGCUCGACGACCUCCUCAAGCCGUUCUUGAUCAGCUUCAACACCUCAACAACAGUCAUCGUAUGGGACACCUCCUUUGUCGUUCACGCAACCCAGAUUUUCUACUCGACAUCAUGUCGCGACAAGGUGGUACGGCUCAUAUGCCAUGGUUAGCUGAAUUAGUACAUAACUCAGAAGGCGCUUUGGCGCAUUUACCCGUUCAGUGCUUAUGCGAAUAUCUCUUAUCUACUGCGCCCACAGAGAAGUUAACCAAACACGGUCAGCUUUUGGCCCAUCUAAGAACUGUUGUUAAUGAAAACGACCCCCAAACAGCUUGUGAGGUUUUAGAGUAUUUGUUCAGACGCUUGACGUCUGAUCAUGGUGCAAGCAGGACGCAAGCGACGAAAGGAUUGAAUUUGAUCUUGGGUCCGAACGAGGAGACUGAAACUAAUCAUACAAAUUGGUUGACGAAUUAUAUUAGUCAUUUUCCUCAUUUCACCAUGAUCAAACCUGUUUUGAUUCAGUUUUUGCGACAGGCAUUGCAGAUCGAAACUAAUCCGUCGAGAGUUUCAAGUUACAUCAAUUUCUUAGCUACACAAGAUUGUAAUGAUUCGUUUACGGAGCUUCACGAAUUAAUUGCCGACUUGUCAUCGGUUAUCAUCGAACGUCAUAGUGUUGCUUCUUAUGUUCUUCCCGGAUCCGAUAAUCAGACCCUGAAGAAUCUUUUAACUAUAUUUGCAACGCACAUUCAGAAGGCGCAAGAGUACUCAGAAGACAUUUAUAGUUCGUUGCAAAAUUAUAGUGAAUAUGUGCUGGUAACAUGGGUAACUGGAGAACAAUGCCAUAUGCAAACUCUAGUAAUACAUGCGGCAAUUGUUCUCUUGACAUAUGGUCCUUUAGACAACUUCGAACCUUUCAACACAUUACUAAAUUUUUGGUUUCCGGAAAAUACCGAGCAUCCGCGAGCUUACACUCCGGACACCAACGAAAGGACGUCGUAUUUGCCCGAUUGGAUGAAAUUGAGGAUGAUUCGGUCUAACGUACCGCGUUUGGUUGAUGCAGCUAUAGAAAAAUUAGAGCCUCCGAAGUUAGUGUUAUUUAUACAGUCCUUUGGAAUUCCUACAAGUUCGAUCAGCAAAUUACUGAAUACUUUGGAUAAAGCGACUCUUCUUGAUCCAAAAUUAGUAGUGGACUCGGUGCUAGACAAGACGUACAUGAUCCAGCUGGUUGAGGUGCAAAAUAAAAGAGGGGCUGUUGGGGGUGAAACUUUUGUGAAAGCCAUUGAAAUGCAAAUGCCGGUUGUCCAAGAUGUUGAUGUCAAGGUAGUAGUUGAUACGAAGAAGGCUGUACCUAGUCUGGUGAAACAAAAUCAACAAAGUGUGUCCAAUUCGGGGGAUAUUAUCAACUUGUUGAAUAAUAUUUUUAGUCCGAAUUAUAGUGGCGAUAAAAACAAAGACAUCUUGACUUUGACAAAGAUGUCAUUGGAGAAGUCAACUCUCGAUAUUGUGUUCAGUUACUUAAAAUCUCUUCCAAUGAAUUUCAUAACGCCAAUAUUAUUGAAAUAUAAUUCGAUAUCUACACUUUUUCGAUUACUGUUUACCAUCAACAGAACCGAUAAUGAUCUAGUUGUUAUGGCGACUGGUUUCAUAAGCCAGCUGUCAGAUGUUCGUAAUUCUAAUUUCGCUGUAUUAAAACAAUUUCUAAAACAAAGCCAAAACGUCGAGGUAAAAAAGGAAGAAAAAAAAUCGUGUGUGGACCUUGAUAUACCAGGAAAUAUUGAUAACAUAGGAGAAAAAUUAACUACUAUGUUAUCAGAAACGAAAUCUCAGGAAGAGAAAACCGGUUUAUUGGUUGACUGGUUGUCAACAAUAGAGUUAGAAAUUGCUUCACCACAAAAACAGAAGUUACAGAAAGAUUUAUUAUUUUCCAAAGAACACCUUUCUUUUCGACCCCUAUUAAUGUCUUUAGUUCUUCAAAGAGCAAGCUGGCAGAGCCUCUACGGUAUCAUGAAUUAUCUUUUACAAGAAGAUACCCCCAACAUCUGUGCAGUAUCUGCUCUAGAUUUUCUCUGUGCGUUAACGCAGAGUCCCAAAUUAUGGCAAGGACGAGACAAAGCAAUCCCUAAGCACUAUCAUCCUGAAGAUGUCUUCGAAUUAGGAAAAGACAAGGCCCUCAUCUUGGUAAAGUACAUCUUAGAAGAAAGCAAACAAAAUACAAACAACUGGCAGAAGAAAAUGGAAUCGCGCUUGGUACUACUUUUGAAGUGCAUUAAAACCUGCGCGUCUGCAAUACUAGAAACACUUUUAAAAAAUUCAGAUACUGAUCUACACUCUCGUGAACUUCUUCUGAUGAUUUAUAUGUCACUGCCGGCUUCUGGGCAAGAUUUAGUUAGCACUAAAGACGACAUUUCUAAACAAGCCUUUUCGAAGAAUUGUCCGAGUUCAGCUGAUGAAAUUUCACACUGUUUGUUAAGUGCUCUAGCUGCGACUCCUCGCAGCAAAGACUGGCCACGUAAAAGUCAAGAUUUGGAACUAUGCGCUAGAAAAUUGGCGGCUACUCACCCUAUUUUGGUUCUAAGGCAACUUCCGAUGUUAGCUGGAAGUUUGAAAGGGAGGGCUCAAUACGAUUUUGGAGUUUUGAAAAACAGGGGUCAUUUACUGCUUUUUGGACAAAUCUUGGGACUUUUGGAACUGCUGCAACCUAUCGUUUUUGAGCAAAGUCACACGUUGUGCGAUAUUUUAGAUUCAUACUUCUUGCUGCUACAGUAUCAUGGACAUAUAAAAGAUCUGACCGUUUUAUUACAACGAAUUAUAACUUUUAUCCAAAACUGGAUGACAAACGAUAUUAAAGCAGCAUCACGGUACUUACAAGAGCAUGGGUCAGUACUAGUUGACAUUCAGAUGGUACAACCUGGAAUUCGUCCCCUACUGUCCAAUGUUACUCUGCCAGUAGGCGAUUCCAGUACCCCUCCAGAACUACUCGUACGUACAGCCAUGGCUCCCAUAAUGGAUCCAUUACCCCCUCAUUGGCCACAAUUGCUCGCUGCGUUACAGUCGUCAGAAAACUUAAACGUGUUACAAGAAUUGGAUCAUAUAACGAACAAGAAACCUCACUUACUCGAUCUGCCGUCGCAAUACUUAUAUAAUUAUAUUAGUUCGUCGAGUGGAAACGUGAGAUCGCUGGCGUUAAUAUUAAUAGUUCGGUGGUUGAAAUAUAAUCCUAAGGCUGCAUCAGACGCCUUGCCCGCGAUUCUCACGUGUUUAGACAGUAAAAAUGGUGACGUGGUAGCCAGUGUUUUGGAUAAACUUUCGGACCUAGUUUCAGUGAUGCAAGAAUACGGAAAAUUAAUAUUGACGAGAGUAUUCCAACUGGGUAUGGAAUCGACAUUAAAUACAACAAGUAAUAUAACGAAGAGUAUUAGUUUGUUAAAUUUACAAUCAGGAUGUUAAUGUCGUUACAGUAAGUGUAUUUUAUACAUACAAACAAAUAAAUGUAUUUUCUAAC